AAUUCCCCUCACACCCAGGACGCUGCAGCCGGCUGUAAUUCCCCUCACAAGUGCUCAGGAUGCUGCAAUGAGCAGUGAUUCUGCACCCCACGUGUGCACAGGAUCAGGCAAUGAGGAGCUGUUACACCCUUCCCACUCCUGCAUGUUCAGGGUUGUGGAAUAAGAGAAAGUUUCUCCCCCACAGCUGGCUCAAGAUUAGGCAAUGAAGGAGGAGUUAGAGGACCCUGUAGUGCUGGGCACUGUAAAAUGGGAUAUAAUCAUCAUUAGCUAAAGGACACCUUCCUUGCACAUCCUGUUGUGGUUUCUACCUGCUCCCAAGCCCACAAAAGUUCUGUCACAUGCUGUUAAAAGGUCAUAAUCUGACAACUCGCCAGCCUUUCCACCAACUCCUGCAGAAGAAACCAUCUCUUCCAUCUGCAGCAUGGCAUCGUGCAGUGAGAGGCAUGUUUAUUCAAACCCAGGACACACCAAAUCCAAACAGCUUGAAGUUUAUUCCAGGAAGGGAAGUGCUGGGGUCGAGGACUAUGGAGUUUUCCACACCAGCUGCAGCUUAUUGCUCACCUUUAGCAAGACAGUUAUUCCGGAUUGAAGGAGUGAAAAGUGUUUUCUUUGGGCCAGACUUCAUCACAAUCACCAAGGAGAGUGAAGACCUGGAUUGGAACUUACUGAAACCAGAUAUUUAUGCAACCAUAAUGGAUUUCUUUGCCUCUGGCCUGCCUGUAGUUACUGAUGAGGCACCCAGGACAGACACAGCUGCUUCAGAAGAAGAUGAUGAAGUUGUGCUGAUGAUUAAGGAGCUGCUGGAUACAAGAAUCAGGCCCACGGUGCAGGAGGAUGGUGGGGAUGUCAUUUACAAGGGCUUUGAGGACGGCAUUGUGCAGCUGAAGCUGCAGGGCUCCUGCACCAGCUGCCCCAGCUCCAUCAUCACCCUCAAGAGCGGGAUACAGAACAUGCUGCAGUUCUACAUCCCUGAGGUGGAAGGCGUUGAGCAGGUUGUUGACGACGAUGAUGACGUGGAGAAAGAAGCAAAUUCUACUUGAGCUUCGUCACCUGUGGCCAAAUAAACAUUUACCUCCUGCUGUACGUAAAGCAUCUUUGUGCUGAGGAACAACCAGAUCUGCCUUGUCAGAAAAACAGUUGUAGCUACUGUGAGCGUGCACCAUCAGUUCAAGCAGUUCACCCACUAAUUUAUUAAAUGCCCUGGAUUACAAAAAGAUUCUUCUGCUAUGUCUCUAGAAAGAAAUGGUGGGCUCAGAAAACAGUGAUGUGUUUCUUGUUUGUUUUUUCACACAGAAAGUUCAGUACUGAAAGAAAGAGAAGGCAGAAGUUCCUUGGCUUUUGUGUGCAAUAGCAAUUUUAAAUGUGGGACUGACAGGACUGGCUGCCCUUACUCUGUAAAUGGGAGCUUCAGGAAUGUUAAUUUUAUCAAGUCUUGUUAAAAAGCUGCUGAUUCCUAUCAAAUUUUUUUUGUGUGAAAGAUAACCUAUAAUAUCAGCUGUUCAUUUUGGGGGCUGUAACACUGCCAUGGCUUUGUGAAGUUACCACUGUGCAAACCAUAGCAACAGAAACAAAACAGGUUUGUUAUAAAAAUCAUACCUUCUAAAGCAAAUGUUAGAGAAGAAUGAUCCUUAUCAGCUUCAGCAGGAAGACUAAUGGGCUCAUUUAGCAGUAAAACCGUUCAGCCGGCGUGCAGCAGCUGAUUGCCCAGCACGGGGAAGGAGGGCCCGUGUUUGUGCUGCUGCUGCCACAUCCUGUUUGCCCUGCACACAUGGCAGGGCAGUGUUUGCUGCUCUGACGCUGGAACGCAUCAAUGGGGCUCUGCAAGGAGCUCUGUUUGCUCUGUGUGUGGGGGAAUGGUUUGUUCCUGGUGCCUGGCUCUGUGACAGGAAUUCUGGUCCUCCUCUGUGCUGCCACCUCAGCUGAGGUUGUGCUGAAUGACCAGGAAUUCUGGUCCUCCUUGUGCUGCCACCUCAGCUGAGGUUGUGCUGAAUGACCAGGAAUUCUGGUCCUCCUUGUGCUGCCACCUCAGCUGAGGUUGUGCUCCUCGUUUGGUUUAGGAUUGCCUUGAGAGCCUCUGGUGUGUUCCCCUCUUUCCUCCCUUCCCAGGGUAAUUAUUCCACUGAUAAAUCCCUAAACAGGAUCAGUUCAGCUGCUGGAGAAUCUCCUCUAGAGCACCACAUCAGCAUGUGGUAACUGUAAACUGCCUAUUACUUGGGAGAGAUUUGAAAAUAAAUAUUUUAGCUAAAUAAGCCAAAUAUUUCCUCAGCUUUCAGUAAUCACCCACAGUUGUUUGACUCUGGCAAUCGGUGUGAAAUGACCAUGUUGUCUUUGAGUCUCUGGUGAGCUGCUCGGGGUGUUGGUGACAGAAUUCCCUGCUGCAGGGCAGGGAAGGUGUCCUGCUUUGAAGCUCCAGGCUUCUCGUGUUCCUGAGACCUUCUCCUCUGCUCUGUGCCCAGCCAGGUUCUGGCAGCAAGCUCAAAAUACAGUUAUUUUCUGUGUCCUGAUGGUGUGGGUUGUUUUCUGUGCUUUUGAAGGAAAUAGUUCUUUAUUGAAAUUCUAGUGUAAUAUAAAGCAGAAUGAAUGGCA
Molecule: messenger RNA, 2586 nt
Organism: Zonotrichia leucophrys gambelii
Lineage: Eukaryota; Metazoa; Chordata; Aves; Passeriformes; Passerellidae
Gene: NFU1
Product: NFU1 iron-sulfur cluster scaffold
Exons: 8
Coding region: 339-1040 (233 amino acids)
Biological process (GO): iron-sulfur cluster assembly
Cellular component (GO): mitochondrion
Molecular function (GO): 4 iron, 4 sulfur cluster binding; iron ion binding
Source: RefSeq, a predicted model, not a curated record